UCGGCCUCGCAUGAGUAUCAAGCUAUGACCUCUUUGACGAAGAUUCAAGUGUACCCACGAGUCUUGGAGCACCGUCUCUUCAUCAGAGAUCCGAUACGGGUCGUGUGUAGGUUAAAUUCUAGAGAACGUAGCAAUAGGGUUUGUGUGCAUCGCUGUGAGAGUGAUUCUGGUGAGAAGAAAGUUGAAAGAAGGAGAAAAGUUGAGAAAUCUAAUGGGUUGUGGAGUUCUUUGAAAUCUGGGGUUUUAGGUUUUAGUAAAUUAGGGUUCUUAUCUAAAGAUGAGUACAAUCACAAAGUUGAGAAACUGGAGAUGGUCUUCUCUAAGAUUGCUGUUCAGAUUGCGAGAUAUAUUGUGACUAUGACAAGUACUGGAGCUAUUCUCUUGAUUGGGUUUCAAUUAUCAGGUGGGGAUGGUUCGAAGAACUCAUUGAUUUGGUAUAGUUGGCUUGGAGAUAUUAUCAUUGGAACUAUGAUUGGGUCUAACAUGGUUUUGGAAGAUCAUUACAGAGCUGAUCUGCGUAAUGUUGUUAUUACUGGAAGUACGAGAGGACUAGGGAAAGCUCUUGCUAGAGAGUUUCUUCUCUCUGGAGACAUUGUCACAUCUCGCAGGUUGGUAUAUUGAAUUGUAUAUGGGAAUAUGGAUUAGUUUUUUCUAUCGAG
Messenger RNA from Capsella rubella, 659 nucleotides. Its product is annotated as probable chlorophyll(ide) b reductase NYC1, chloroplastic. NCBI's taxonomy places the organism in Eukaryota, Viridiplantae, Streptophyta, Magnoliopsida, Brassicales, Brassicaceae. Gene Ontology annotation, molecular function: chlorophyll(ide) b reductase activity. The transcript has 4 exons. Gene Ontology annotation, biological process: chlorophyll catabolic process; PSII associated light-harvesting complex II catabolic process. The record is from RefSeq and is a predicted model, not a curated record. The coding region runs from base 25 to 621 and encodes 198 amino acids.